This is a messenger RNA of Phytophthora sojae, 1983 nucleotides long. RefSeq lists its product as hypothetical. Lineage: Eukaryota; Oomycota; Peronosporomycetes; Peronosporales; Peronosporaceae. The record is from RefSeq and is a predicted model, not a curated record. Gene Ontology annotation, molecular function: AMP binding; acetyl-CoA synthetase activity. The coding region runs from base 1 to 1983 and encodes 660 amino acids. The transcript has a single exon.
AUGGGAGACAGCGCGGGCGUGAGCUUCAACGGGGUGUACCCGGUGCCCCAGGGCCUGGCCAAGACGGCCCACGUGCAGAGCAUGGAGCAGUACGACGCCAUGUACAAGCGCUCGCUCGAGGACCCCGAGGGCUUCUGGGGCGACAUGGGCCGCCAGCACUUGGACUGGUUCCGCCAGUUCGACCAGGCCGUCGUGGGCACCGUCAACAAGGGCGACACGGCCUGGUUCCUCAACGGCGAGACCAACGUGAGCGUCAACUGCAUCGACCGCCACGUCAAGAAGCACCCGAACAAGACGGCCAUCAUCUGGGAGGCCGACGAGAUCGGCCAGGGCCGCGAGAUCUCCUACACGGAGCUGCUCGAGGAGACGUGCCGCAUCGCGAACGCCAUGAAGCACGCGGGCGUGCGGCGCGGCGACACGGUGGCCAUCUACAUGCCCAUGAUCCCGGAGGUGGCCUUUGUCAUGCUGGCCUGCACGCGCAUCGGCGCCGUGCACAGUGUCGUGUUCGCGGGCUUCUCGGCCGACUCGCUGCGCGACCGCGUGGUGGACGCCCGCUCGCAGUGGGUCUUCACCGCCGACGAGGGCAAGCGCGGCGGCCGCACGAUGCCGCUCAAGCAGAUCGUGGACGUGGCCGUGAACGGCCUCGACUUCGUGAAGAAGGUCUUCGUGUUCAAGCGCACACGCAACCCGGCCGUCAAGAUGAACCCGGCCAUUGACGUGGACAUGGAUGAGGAGCUGCUGCGCCACCGUCCGUACUGCCCCGCCGAGUUCAUGAACUCGGAGGACCUCAUGUUCAUCCUGUACACGUCCGGGUCCACGGGCACGCCCAAGGGUAUCGCGCACACCACGGCGGGCUAUUUGCUCUACGCCAUGCUGACGGCCAGGUACACGUUCGACCUGCACGACGACGACAUCUUCGCCUGCGUGGCGGACGCGGGCUGGAUCACGGGUCACAGCUACAUCAUCUACGGGCCGCUGGCCAACGGUGUGACCACCGUCAUGUUCGAGAGCACGCCAAUGUACCCGGACCACGGCCGCUACUGGGACCUGGUGCAGCGCCACAAGGUGACCAAGUUCUACACGGCCCCGACGGCCAUCCGCGCUCUUAUGGCCCGUGGUGAUGACAAGAUCAAGGACUACGACUUGUCAAGCCUGAAGAUCCUUGGUAGCGUGGGAGAGCCGAUCAACCCGGAGGCGUGGAAAUGGUACUACGAAGUUGUCGGCAACCGGCAAUGCUACAUCGCGGACACGUACUGGCAAACGGAGACCGGUGGCCACAUCGGCGUGGGUCUGCCUGGCGCGACGCCCAUGAAACCCGGUUCAUGCUCGAAGCCGUUCUUCGGUAUCGAUUUCGUGGUGACGGACGAGCACGGCAACGAGAUCAAAGGCAACGACAUUGACGGCCAACUGUGCAUCCGCUCGCCGUGGCCCGGCAUGGCCCGCACCGUGUACGGCGACCACAACAGAUACUUGAAGGUGUACAUGUCGUCGCACAAGGGUCUGUACUUCACGGGCGAUGGCUGUCGUCGCGACAAGGAUGGUUACUACUUCAUCACGGGCCGUAUCGACGAUGUUCUUUGCACGUCUGGCCACCGUAUCGGCACGGCUGAAGUGGAGAACACGCUGGUCGCGCACAGUGUCGUUGCUGAGGCCGCUGUGAUCGGCAUCCCGCACCGCAUCAAGGGCGAGGGUAUCUGCUGCUUCGUGACGCUGGUGGACGGCGUGAAGCCGAGCGUGGAGGUGCAGAAGGAGCUGGUGCAGCAGGUGCGCGCGCACAUUGGGGCGUUCGCGACGCCCGACCUGAUUGUGCUUGCGCCUGGACUACCGAAGACGCGCAGCGGUAAGAUCAUGCGUCGCGUGCUGCGCAAGAUCUCGCACGGCGAGGAGGACUCGUUGGGCGACGUGUCCACGCUGGCGGAUCCAGAGGUGGUGCCGACGUUGAUCAAGAACACGAAGGCGGCCUUGGUGGGCAAGUCGUUCUAA